UGCCAACGACUAUUCUCUUAUCAUACAGUUUGUGUCAUAUAUCACACUGGUUUUAUCUUUUCCUCUGUUAUUAUCACUGAACAUGGCUCCCGAAGUUUACAACGCUGAAUUUGAGAAGGCGGGAAAAAAACCUGGACUACAAAUAUGGAGAAUUGAGAAAAUGGAGAUGGUUACUGUUCCAGCCGACAACUACGGGAACUUCUACACUGGCGAUGCCUACAUCAUACUUCAUACUGCGGACAGAAAAUCAAAGUUAGCAAAGUGGGAAUUACAUUUCUGGAUCGGAGCAGAAUCAUCCCAGGACGAACAAGGUGCCGCUGCAAUGCUGACGACGUAUCUUGAUGAUUACUUGGGAGGAGAACCAGUUCAACACAGAGAAGUUCAGGGAAAUGAGUCCGAGAUUUUCAAGAGCUAUUUCAAGAAAGGACUCAUUUACCAGAAAGGAGGAGUUGCAUCAGGAUUUAACCAUGUUGAAACAAAUAAAUACGAUGUCAGACGGCUUUUGCAUGUGAAGGGCAAGAAGAAUGUUGUCGCAACGGAAGUCGAUCUGAGUUGGGAUUCAAUGAACGUUGGUGAUGUUUUCAUUCUUGAUCUCGGAAAAUAUAUUCUGCAGUGGAACGGACCAGAGAGUAACAGGAUGGAAAGAAUAAAGGCAAUGCAACUGGCUAAAGACAUCAACAGUCGUGAGCGAGGAGGUCGUGGCCAGGUUUUCAUCAUUGAAGGAAGUGACGAGAAAAGCACUCCUAAGCUGUUUGAGGGAAUGGAACAAUUGCUUGGAAAGAAAAAACAGUUAAAACCUGCCACGCCCGAUGAUGUGGUGUCUCGAGCAAAAUUGGGAAACAUCAAACUUUUCAAUGUAUCCGAUCAGUCAGGCCAGCUAAUGGUUCAGGAAGUGGCAACCAAACCUUUGAGCCAAUCCCUACUGCAACAUGAGGACUGUUAUAUUCUUGACCAUGGCGGGAGCAAGGUUUACGUCUGGAAAGGCAAAAAAGCAACGAAAGAGGAGAAAUCAGGAUCAAUGACUAGAGCUAUGGGUUACAUCAAAGCAAAGGGAUACCCUGCCAGCACUCAGAUAGAAACUGUCAACGACGGAGCGGAAUCUGCGAUGUUCAAACAGUUGUUUAAAGAUUGGAGAGAUAAAACUGACGUCAUUGGGAAAGGGAAACUGCACACUAGAGGGAGUAUCGCCCACAUUGAGAACAAGAAGUUUGAUGCCAGCACAAUGCACAAUCAACCUAAGGUAGCUGCGAAUGAGAGAAUGCCUGAUGAUGGUUCUGGUGAAAUUGAGGUUUGGAGAAUCGAGAAGAGUGAACUGGCUCCUGUAGAUAAAUCAACCUACGGACAAUUCUAUGGUGGCGAUUGUUACAUCAUACUGUAUACCUACAUGCAUAACAAUAGAGAAAGAAGAAUCAUCUAUUAUUGGCUGGGUCGCCAUGCCACCCAAGAUGAGAUCACAGCCUGUGCUUUCCAGGCAGCGGCAUUGGACAGGAUCUACGAUGAUGAACCAACACAGGUCCGAGUCACCAUGGGAAAGGAACCGAGACAUUUCUUGGCAAUGUUCAAAGGAAAAGUUAUCAUAUAUGAGGGUGGAACUUCUCGUGCAGGAGGGCAAAGUAAAGCAGCAGAUGUCAGACUAUUCCAAGUUCAUGGGAAAACAAAAUUCGACACAAAAGCUAUUGAAGUCGCUGCCAAGGCUGGAUCUCUCAACUCCAACGAUGUCUUUGUGUUGGUGGCUCCUCAAAACAUGUUCAUGUGGUCGGGAAAAGGUGCCAGUGGGGAUGAGAGAGAGAUGGCAAGAUUACUUGCUGGUGCACUCGGUAAGAGGGAACUUGAAACCGUGCCAGAAGGUCAUGAGGACAAUACUUUCUGGGAUGCAGUAGGUGGCAGAGGAGAGUAUGCAAGUGUUAAAGCCCUGCAGGUUGAGAAUCCAGACCACGACCCAAGAUUGUUUGAGUGUUCGAACCAGACUGGAACGUUCAAAUGUACCGAGAUGUUCGACUUCACUCAGGAGGAUCUGGAUGAGGAUGACGUCAUGCUGCUCGAUACCUUUUCUGAGAUUUAUCUCUGGAUUGGAAAGAACGCCAACAAGCUUGAGAAGGAGUCAUCAAUGGCCACUGCAAUCGAAUACUUGACCCAUGACCCCUGCGGAAGGGACAAGGACACCCCGAUCAUCACAAUCAAACAGGGGUUCGAACCCCCGACGUUCACAGGAUGGUUCACAGCAUGGGAUAUUGAAAUGUGGAGCAACGGCAAAACCUAUGAAGAACUGAAGGCCGAGCUCGGAAGUGACGCUGGGUUCGAAGUUGUCAAAGCAGAGGUUGCAAAGAAGGUCGUUGAGAACCGAGCUCCACUGCAGAAGUUCCCGUACAGUGAGUUGGUCAAGAAAGGAGACGAACUGUCAACCGAUGUUGACCCUGCUAGGAAAGAGGAACAUCUUGAAGAAGCAGAAUUUCAGGAAAUCUUUGGAAUGACAUUGGUUGAAUUCCAGAAAAUGCCAGGAUGGAAGAAAGAACACAUGAAAAAAUCAAAGAAAUUAUUUUAAUUCAAGCCCUGAAUUUUUCAACAUGCAUGAAAUAUUAAGAAACAUUAUUUUAACUCAAGCCCUGGGAUUUUCAAGCUUGAAUUAUUACUAAACAUAACUUCAAAUUCAAGCCCUGUGAUUUCAAGCUUGAAUUAUUACUAAACAUUAUUUUAAUUUUAACCCUGCAAUUUCUUACACGGUUGAAUGGUUUUCAACCCUUUUAACCCAAAUUAGGUCAGAAUUAAACAUUUUAUAAUAAUAUUCGAUACAGUGCACAUACAGUUGUGAAAAUUCAGUAGAUAUAAUUUGAAUUUUAUUGUAAGUCAGUGAAUUCAUCUGUAGUUGUGCUAUUCAUAUAUCGAGUUUAUUCAAGCUCUGCUAUUUACAAAUUCAUUCAAUCGUGACAAAAUUUAAAUUUUACCUGUCAAUUCCUAAUUUUAAAUAUUUAAAUAUUUUCUGUAGUUUUUAGUUUAAUCAUGAUUUAUGUAUUGUGCUAAUUUUUUUGUCAAAAUUCAUGACACGUUGUCAUGGUUACCACCCCCAAAAUCGCAAUAAUGAGUAAUACCCAGACCAUUAAAAAAUACUGAAAUUGAAGGCUCUGGCCUGCUUUUUAACCUUUUCUAAUCCUAUUUGAAACAUAUUUACUCCCACUCCCUUUUUCUGGUAUUUGAUUUGAAUAUGAUUCGUAUACGGUUGCUCUAACAUGGACAAGUCCGAUUUUAAUUCAAAAAUUUCGAUUCUGAAAAGGUGGUUUUAUAGAGCUCUAAAUUCCAACUUCAGUCAAUCUUUGUUCGGCAUAGCGAUAACCAUGACAACGUGUCGCUUGAUGUAAAUCAAAAUUAAUCUUCUCUGAUCAUUGUUAGAAUCAUGACGUAGUGUCUAAUCAUCUUUCCCAGCUCAUGUAAAUAUUUUUAAUUGUUUUCGUUUAAUACUAGACAUCGCUGCUUCCGUGAAAAUUUAUUUUGGAAGCCACAUCACAAAUUAAAUUGCCCCCAAAAAAAUCUUGCUAGUGUGAUCAAUUUACAUUGUAUAUGAAUAUUUACAGCUGUGAUAUCUCCUGCCUAAUGCUGCUUAUAUUUACGGACAUUUGCAAUUGCUACACCAUCUCACUGUAGAGAAAAUGUAUUUUAUAUAUCAGGAAAUUUCAUAAUAGUUACAUGGGAAAGAACAAUCAGGCUCCUACUUCUGAAAACAAAUAACUGGCUAACUAAUCCCAUACCUGACAUGGACUGGUAACCGGACGAGAAGCCGUAGUUCCCCAUAUGAUUAAGCCGUCUUAUCUUUCCCCGGGAUAAAACUUAUCCUAUCCGAAUAUCACUAGCUAAUUAACCAUGUAUCUAACCUAGAGCAGUUGUGGUUUGAUUAUAUUGCGCUCUUACCACCUUUCCUUUCCUACAAAAUUAACGUGGAGCUUUGUUUUUUCAAAUUCAUCAUAAGAUGGAGCAUUUUUAAUUAACUAUUCUGUGUUUUAGUACAUAAACACAUUGCCUUCUUACCACAUAGAUAAGCAUGAAAUUAUCAUACGUACUAUUUUGGGUAUAAACUUGUGAAGUCGAUAUUUUCCAAAUGUACAUUUUUGAAAUCAAGAUCAAUUUGUUUCCACAUUUUUAAAAUCCUAUCUUAUGUUUUGCUCGUCUUUUCGGCUUUCCUAAAAUUUCCAUACGUACUACUUAAACUUGUGAUAUAAAUAUUUUUUGAAAAAGUAAAAUUUUUAAAAACUAUCAUUGUGAUAUAUCUCAUGUUUUACAUUAUUCCUUUGAAUAAUUUGUGUUGUAUCAUGCCUUCUACCCGCCCCCUAUAUGAAAAUGGAAAAUUAGAGAAUAACAUUGUAUCAUUCUUGAUCUAGCAUGUUUUAUCUUUGAAUCAUACCUGGCCGGAACAAACAAACUACACUUCGAGUUACGGUCCUAAAAACAAUUUCGACUUCAAACACUUUUUAGCAUCCUGGACUAUUACUUGACUAACUUGACCUGUUAACCAGAGGAUAGGCCAGGGUUUGCCAUAUGGUCAAACUGUUUUAUCGGCUUUCCUCUUCCCAAGAUACAAAAUUCGGCGCUUUUGUAGUAUGCGCAGCAAGAUAGGGCACAACCUGAACCCUAACUUGGUACACAUACUAUGUUCAGGUUGUGCGCCAUCUUGGUGCACAUACUUCAGGAGCUCCCAAAAUUCAAUGCUAUGAUUAGGUCAUCAUAUUUGGGUUUUUCUCUCCCGGGCCUUCUCAUCGGAUUUCCUCUCCUGUUUUAUUAAUAUCAAACUUCAACCACAUAUUUGCUAAGUUGCCACCCGUUUUCUUAUUUCGAAUUAUUAUCAUUGUUCCAAGCCGCUGUUGAUUAUUGCCUCAUAGAUGUUGAUUUUUAGAUUAAUUUGCACUUAAUUGUUUGUUGAUUGUGGUUAGUUUGUGAUGUCAUAAUAAUCUCUUGUAUGCACUGUA
Messenger RNA from Styela clava, 4952 nucleotides. Lineage: Eukaryota; Metazoa; Chordata; Ascidiacea; Stolidobranchia; Styelidae. The record is from RefSeq and is a predicted model, not a curated record.